CAAUAGCAGCUAUCAUUGUCAAUGGAAGCCACCACUCAAUCUCCACAGCCGUCACUCUCCUUACCAUGGAAAACACGUAUUGCUCUUUCCCUCCACUUCACUGUCACUAACGCAUUUCUCCGAAAAAACGGCACCAUCAACCGUCGUCUUCUUAACUUAAUCGACUUCCGGAAUCCACCGACAUUACAACCAAUCAACGGCGUAGCGUCACACGACGUCGUUGUAGAUAAAGCUCGUAAUCUCUGGUUCCGAGUCUACGUACCUACAGAACUCGCCGGUGAAGAACUCCCUGUGAUUGUGUAUUUUCAUGGAGGCGGAUUUGUCUUCCUCUCCCCCGAUGCUCUUCCUUACGACACCAUGUGCCGUCGGUUAGCGACAAAAGUACCAGCUGUUAUUGUUUCUGUAAACUACCGGCUUGCGCCUGAGCAUCGGUAUCCAUCACAACAUGAUGAUUGCUUCGAUGUGCUUAAGUUUCUCGAUGAUGAAGAAAACAAGUCUAAAUCGCUGCCGGAAAAUGCGAAUCUGUUGCGUUGCUUUAUUGUUGGAGAUAGCGCCGGUGGGAAUAUAGCUCAUCAUGUUGCUCAACGAGCCUGUGAAUUCAACUUCCAAAGAUUUAAGGUGAUCGGAGUUGUAGCGAUUCAACCGUUCUUUGGCGGCGAGGAGCGAACAGAUUCAGAGAUCCGCCUAGCCGGAACACCACUAGUUUCCAUAGAGCGAAACGAUUGGGUUUGGAAGGCGUUUUUGCCAGAAGGAGAAGGGCUCAAUCGGGACCACCCAAUCAUCAACGUUAGCGGCCCAAAGGCGGUGAACAUAUCGGAAUUAAAAUUGCCGCCGGUCAUGCUGGUGGUUGGCGGUUGCGAUGCCCUACAGGACUGGCAAAAAAGGUACUAUGAGUGGCUGAAAAAGUCAGGGAAAGAAGUGUAUUUGUUUGAGUACCCAAACAUGUGCCAUGCUUUCUAUAUCUCCCCAGAAUUGUCUGAAUCUGUACAGCUUAUUACCCAAGUGAAAGACUUCAUUCAAAAGAUAUCGAGUAAUGAUGCCACUAAAUUCACAAAUUAAAACUUUGAUUAAUAAUUCGUUUUAUUACAUAUGCAUAAAUAGUUGUACCAAAUGGACAUUAUAUUGUACGAUUUGAGCGUACAAUCUUUAGAUUGAUGUUGGUUUUUUUUUUUCGAAUAAAAAUGUUGAAUUUUGUGUUUAUGGUUUUGGUGUUUUAGAAAAUAGAAAAAGUUACGUAAAUAGUCUA
Molecule: messenger RNA, 1246 nt
Organism: Lactuca sativa (garden lettuce)
Lineage: Eukaryota; Viridiplantae; Streptophyta; Magnoliopsida; Asterales; Asteraceae
Product: putative carboxylesterase 18
Molecular function (GO): hydrolase activity
Source: RefSeq, a predicted model, not a curated record